Nilaparvata lugens (brown planthopper) is the source of this 2295-nucleotide messenger RNA. RefSeq lists its product as uncharacterized. The record is from RefSeq and is a predicted model, not a curated record. Bases 31 to 504 code for a protein of 157 amino acids. NCBI's taxonomy places the organism in Eukaryota, Metazoa, Arthropoda, Insecta, Hemiptera, Delphacidae. The transcript has 2 exons.
CGCUGGCUGGGGAUUUAUUGGAGAGCCACGAUGAUAGUUUUGGCAGUCCUAACUUUAGGCCUACUAGUCGUCGCAUCAGUGACAACGGCGAAGACAAUUUUCGAAUGCACACCCGAAUCAAAGACAGCUCUGAAUCUGCCAUUCUUCCUGUGCACUGAAGUGAAUGUUACACGAAACUUGCGUGAGAAUGUGGCACGUAAGAGGACAAUUCCCGUUCGCAUCUUUGUCCAAGCAUUGCAGCCGGAAAGCCUAGAUGAAACAUUGAGGAGACAGACAUCACAACCAGAGCAAGCAUUGAAGAAGCAGAAAAAGUUGAUAAGGAAAAAGAGAGUGACGAAAAGGCGUCCAGGUUAUCCUUAUGGAGGUGGAGGUUUUGGAGGCGGUUUCAGUAUGGCUCAGGCCAACAGUUUUGCAGUCGGGGGCGGCACUGGUCCCUUUGGGGGUGGCGGAGGCGGCGCUAUAGCCACAGCUAAUGCCAAUGCACUGAGUUAUGGUCGUCGUUAAGAAAGAUUAUUCCUAUCUUGACAGAAAUGUGAUUGAUUUUUGUGAGACAUUUCGAACAUCUUAAACAACCGCCUUCGAAAGCUCUUCAUAUCUAGAAAAGGAUAUUAUACAGAGUGGGUCAUAUGUAUGGGAACCCUUCAAUAAAUUGGAGACUAUUGUAGAUAUAAUACUGUAACUUUCAGGAUAAGUUAUUGGACAAAUACUCUACCUUUUGACAUACAACUGAAUUUCAACCCCUCAUAAUGGGAUGACUUAGGGGUUGUAACUCGAAUCCUAUUUUAAGUGUAGAAGUAAUGAAUGUAAAGUUGAGUCUUUAUAGCAUGAAUAUUCAUGCCAAAUUUCAGAUCAAUACAACAUUUCGUUCUUGAGAUAAAAAUUCCCAAGUGAAAAAAACAAAAUGGCAGCUAUAAAGAUAACCGUUGAGUUUCGAACACUUCAAAUACGACAUUUCUAGUAUCCUAUCAUCCAGGAACAAUACCUUAAAAUGUUCGACACUAAUCCUGAAACACCCUGUAUAGAACUCUAUUGGGAGAAAAAUAUUUUAGCGAAUUCGCUAGAGUCUUAUAAUGUUUUUUUGUGGUUCAAUGUUUCCUUCUCAAUGCUACCAUGCAAUAUAUUCUCACUGCACACUGCUUCAUCAUAUUAAAUUCAGUCGCUAUGCUCGUGGGUUGACCAUUAACACUCAGGCAUUCUGCAUGGUGUAAGUUUAAACUGAAAUGAUCAGUUGCUGGUAGUUUGAACAUAGAAUGGAACACAUUAAUUAUUAUAAAUUAUGAAUGAUUCCAUAGAUUGCUCUAAUCUGUCGGAUGUUCGGAUUAAUUUUCAACGUAGGCCUACACUGUGCAAACAAAGGGCGGCCUUUAAUCGACUUUAAAUUCUCCAAUCUUGAAAGCCGUAGACUUUUUGCGCAAUGUUUUAGUAGGCCUACAGUAUUUUUACUUUAUUUAAAAUGUUUAAAUAAUUUGAAUAAAUUUAAUACUCUGCGGGCCGGGUUGGUCUACUAGUCUUAUUUCAGACCAAGCCUUUGUUUUGGUCUGAUCCAAACAAAGUUUGGAUGUUUCUAGGUAAGGAGCGUUACAAACUUCGGUCUGCUGGCACCGCCUAGUUCUUGGGUUCGAAUCCCACCGAUCGUAUGGACGAAUGGAUGGUUUGAUCAUCUCACCAAUUCACCAACGCACUUUCCAUUACCUACGCGCAAGUGAAAAGCUCAUGUGGUCAUCACCCACAAUAAAAUAAAUAUUUCUGUUUAAUAAUUUAUAAAAUACCUUCUUCUAUGAAUAAUAUGAGAUAUUUAUGAUGGCUCUAUAUUGUGAACCAUUCUCUGAAGACUAAUAGCACAUUACUAAAUGAUGUUUAAUAGUAUCAUAGUAAGUUUAUUAUUUUCUAUAUGUUAAUUGUUAUAUGUAUUAUUUAUUAUAUAUUAUGUUUGUCUAUGAAUUUUGUGGGAAUCUGUAUUUUCUUAUUAAAAAUGGCAUUCUCAAUCAGCUAUGCAGUUUUAUACAGUAUUCAAUAUUUGAUUUGACCUGUUUCAACGUAGAUGAUUUACAACCUAUAUAUUAAAUGAUGAUUGUCUAGCAGAUUCAUAAUAAUGUUAUCAAUAGUGUAAGUUAUUAUAGCAAUUACAGAAGCCAACAGUAAAAGGUGGCUACAAAUGCAACGGAUAAUCCAAAGACCUGCCUCAAGGCACUCACUAUAAACGCAAACGCACACAGCAGCAUCAGACAGAUGUAUGCAGAUAGACAGAGGAGGAAUCCCUUCCCAGGAGUUUGAAUGUUGCAAUGCACACAGCCG